Talpa occidentalis (Iberian mole) is the source of this 2529-nucleotide messenger RNA. It is a transcript of the gene ZDHHC7, whose product is annotated as zinc finger DHHC-type palmitoyltransferase 7. The transcript is spliced from 8 exons. The coding region runs from base 1357 to 2472 and encodes 371 amino acids. Lineage: Eukaryota; Metazoa; Chordata; Mammalia; Eulipotyphla; Talpidae. Gene Ontology annotation, cellular component: endoplasmic reticulum; Golgi apparatus. Gene Ontology annotation, molecular function: protein-cysteine S-palmitoyltransferase activity. The record is from RefSeq and is a predicted model, not a curated record. Gene Ontology annotation, biological process: peptidyl-L-cysteine S-palmitoylation; protein targeting to membrane.
UUUCACAGAUAUAUUUUCUUCCAGAGUUUUCUUCUCUAUGCACUGUGCCUGCUCUGAAUUCCUCUCCCUGUUUCUUGGUGGGUGGAGGGGGGCUCUGUCUUUCAUGAGACCUGUCUUGGAUCUCCCUCAAAACCAGGCACGUGGCACUUCUGUGUCCAUGGUGAGAGUGGCCUCCGGUGACCCAAGGAAACCUGGUGUUGGUCAUUGUGUGUCGAAGACCAGCUCCGGGAGAAUGUUGGGUCGGGUGUCCCUGAAAGGAUGAGAUGGCCUAGGCCAAACUUGAGGGUUGAGGGGCAGGGGAGUGAGGCAGACACAGACACUCUUAUACUGGUGAAAGUAUCUCCUGCAGAGGGUCUCAGCGGGUCUUUAUUUAUGCAUUAAGGCAAGUGGUGGGAUUACAUGUCGAAUGCAUAGAAGCAAAACAAAAACAAUCAGUACAUUCCUUUCCCAUAGACAUUUUGGCGCCUACGUGUUUUUGAGAAAAGACACAACCUUAAACGUUAAUAGAUAAUUAAAACUUAGACUCAUUAUUUCAGCCUAAACAACUACCUAGGUCAGCUAAUAGUCCUUGGUACAUCCCUAUCGCCAAGGCUACAGUAUCAGGAGACUCCUCUAUCUAUAUGGCCUGCAGCUAGAGGCCAGUUGCUUCCCACUAAUCAGUUGUUAGAACUUUUUGCUACCUAGAAACUCCUAGCGUAAUCAACUUUAUGAUUCAUGACAAGGCUUCUCUACGGAACUCCCAUAUAAGGAAUGUUAUGGCCAGCUCUGGGUUGCUUAUCAAGCAUGGCCUUGCACAAUAAUUAUUUCCCAUUGUCAAGUGGGCCAAGUUAUUCAGUGUUUAAUUUUUAAGCAAGUAAUUCUCCGUGCCAUGUACUUACAGUAUUCUUACACGUACAACAUUUUUUGUCCAAUGUAUUUGCCGAGAAGUUUUUUCUUGUUAUGACCAAGAACAAAAAACAAAGGGAUGUUCAGUCUUCAGCCCCACAGUGUGAGGCCCUUUUCUUAACUGCUUGCCAGCGUCUUACCUGGGGCAGGAAGGCCUCCUGCAGCAAUUGUGGGUGCUGCUGCCUCUUGGGAUCUUCAGGUCUUGUUUUCUUAGGUCAGAUAAGUGGUUUUAGAGAGGCUGUGCCUGGACACCCACCUGCCAGUGACAUGGGGGCCCAGUGGGAGGUGUGCCUGGGAGCUGCUUCCCCUCAGGUGCCUCCCGCGCCUCUCCCACCGGCACUCCCACCUCUUGUUCUCCUUCUCUCUUUUCUGCCCGUCACAUUGGGCAGUAUGCACCUUAAGAUCCUGAAGAAGAGGCGCAAAACGUUCCAGUAAUGCUUGGAAGUGACCUGUGAGGUGCCUCCGGGAACCAUGCCGUCAUCAGGACACCGUCUCCGCGAUAUUGAGCACCACCCUCUCCUGGCUGAAAAUGACAACUGUGACUCUUCGUCCUCCUCUUCCUCUGAGGCCGACGUGGUGGACAGAGUGUGGUUCAUCCGCGACGGCUGCGGCAUGAUCUGCGCAGUCAUGACGUGGCUUCUGGUUGUCUAUGCAGACUUCGUGGUGACAUUUGUCAUGCUGCUGCCUUCCAAAGACUUCUGGUACUCUGUGGUCAACGGAGUCAUCUUUAACAGCCUAGCGGUGCUCGCCCUGUCAUCCCACCUGAGAACCAUGCUCACCGACCCCGGCGCGGUACCCAAAGGCAACGCGACGAAAGAGUACAUGGAGAGUCUCCAGCUCAAGCCCGGGGAGGUGAUCUACAAGUGCCCCAAGUGCUGCUGCGUCAAGCCCGAGCGCGCCCACCACUGCAGUAUUUGCAAACGAUGUAUUCGGAAGAUGGACCAUCACUGCCCGUGGGUGAACAACUGUGUCGGCGAGAAGAACCAGAGGUUUUUUGUGCUCUUCACGAUGUACAUCGCGCUGUCCUCCGUGCACGCGCUGGUCCUCUGUGCGCUGCAGUUCGUCUCCUGUGUCCGCGGGCAGUGGACUGAGUGCAGUGACUUCUCGCCUCCCAUCACCGUGAUCCUGCUGAUCUUCCUGUGCCUUGAGGGGCUCCUGUUUUUCACGUUCACUGCAGUCAUGUUUGGCACGCAGAUCCACUCCAUCUGCAACGAUGAGACGGGCUUCUCCCACUGCUGCUGCAAACCAGAGGGACCUGGGAGACCGUCCUGCCCGGGACCGGAGCUGGCGGAGGCCUUCGGGGCCGAGUCACUGCAGAGAGGCUGCGGCAGCGGGGGUGUGUGGCAGCUGGAGGGGCAGCGACAGCUCGUGGGUGCCCAGCAGACGGCUGCGUUGCCAGAGAUUGUUUUGCAUAUUCAUUUGCACAUCCGUUGUCUGGGGUGGGCGUGUGUGGGCUUCCGCGGGAGGCUUGAAAUCAAUGAAAAAUGGUGGGCCUGGGUGACUCCUGUGAGAUUGGCCAAGUAUGUGCAGGUCAGGUGGACUGGACUUUCCAACCUCCUCUUUCAGUGUAACUUUUAUAUGAAAUAAAGUCACCAAUUGACAGUUGUCAGUUGAUGAAGUGACACUGUUGUUAAUGGAUUUGUC